CCAGGGGAAAUAUGAUUUUAUUAAUGAUACAGGUUUAUUAAAUAAACACCAUUAUUAUAGUAGUAUUGAAAGUCUGUAUGUAAUUACAUACAAUAAUAGCCUGUGUACUUGUGAAGAUGCAAAUAUCUCUUCUAUAUGUUUGGUUGAAAGCUAAAAGAAAUGUUUUACACAAAAUGAGUCAAUGAAUUCUAUCUCUCUCAGUUUCUAACAGUUUAAUAUUCAUCAUCUGGAGAAGAUAUUUGCAGUUUUAUCUAUGUGUGGGCAUAAAUUGUUCAUCCGAGUAGGGCAUGCCAAUUUUACCUGAGGUCUCGUCUUAAUUUUGAUUGUAUAUCCCUUGUGGCUACAUGUCAAAAUAUGACAUAUCAGCAUUAGGCCAACCUGUAUUUAAUGACUAGGAAACCGUGGAAUUUAUAUGAUUUGGGGGCACGUGGGGGCUUUUCUAAUGCCGAUUCCAAGGAUAAGUGGCAUAGAAGUUAUUUGAUUAAUUGGACAAGCAUGAACUCUAGCUCAGCUUCCUGCAUGUCAUCUGAACACAAAACACUGAAGAUUAGGUGACUUAGUACUCCAGAAUUAAAAUCAUGAUAUUUCUUUUCCUGUUAACAGACUAUUUUGCUUAGCAUUACACUGUCUUUUAGGCAAGCAUUCACUGUGCCCCUGCAUAUGUAAUCUUUACUCACGAGUGAGGAAUUUUCCAAGGUAUAUGUUGAAAACACUGCUUCCUGAAGUCCAGCUGUGGUUGAAGCCAUACCUUUGCAAUGAGGUCCGUUUAGUAGCUUCCAUGUGAACCCAUCUAUCACUUGAGUGGAGCUAGAGAGUGUCAUAUGCUCACAAGGCUCUUAGUAAACUCCUUUGCUGAGAUGUUAUUUGUAGAGCCAUCAGUCACACACAGAUCUCAUCCUUGUGAAGUUAUUCAUUUGUGCAUGGGUUUUAGCUCUGCAUUGGCUUGCUUGGGAAGACCCAGAGACCUGGAUCAUGGCUUAAUUUUCAUGGUGAUGAAACAGAGGCAGUAACCUGAUGAUGGCUUGACUUUGAGCCCCAGUGUCACCUGACCCACUGGGAUGAUAUGCAUCAUGGCCUCCUUGGAGGGUGCAGCCAAGUGGGGCUGUCUUCUCUAAGAGAUCUGUCUUCUUGCUGCUCAGCGUCACUUCCCAGCCAGUCUAAAACACCGCCGCCUCCCCAAGCCCUAAAGCUGUGUUUUCUAAUACUGCUUUCACUUGUGAUAGUCCAUGAAAAAAAUCUUUGAAAGAAAUAGCAAGCCUGUCGGUAGCAGCGGAAUGAAGCAGGUGUGCCAGAGCCCUGGUUCUGCCUUGCUCUCAUAGGCGGGUGACCUGACAUCAUCUCUGGUCGUUGCAUCAACAUCCUGCACUCAUCAGGAGUUCAUGGUGGCCCUCUGAUAAAAAAAAAAAAAGAAAAAAAAAACCAGGACAUUUUCGUUUCUCUUAAUGCUAAUGAUUAGAAAAGGGACCCAUGAUCUUGUUUUCCCUCUGCCUCUUACUGAGAAGAGGGUGGUCUCCAGGAACAUUUGGAGCCUUUGAAACCCAAAUGAUGUAUAUUGGCUGAAUUAGUAAAAUAAUUGCAUCUCAGCUGGUUGGAACUCUUUCCUGGAGCAAAGUAGUGCUGCAGUUAUUGGGUUGGAGGUCUCUCUUUGUGUGGAAUACUUUUUAGGGACUCAGGAGAGAUAGAUGGAAUUCCAAAUAAAGUGUCACAUUUUCUUUCAGGAAGGAGAUUACAGUCUAACAGGGUAGAUUAUAAGCAAUAUUUGUCAUAUUAAUAACACUGGCCAAGGAGGGGAGGCUUCUUGUGAAAGAGCGUGAAGGGUCGAGAAAAGGGGGCAAAGGUAUGGGUCAUUCAGGUUGAUGAAAUUCCAGUUAGGAAGCAUGGCACACACAGUUAUUGGGUUUGCAGUGGUCCUUAGUGCUGAGGCAGAAGAUUGCAAGACCAAGGUAGUGAGUCUGCAUUGGAGAUUUACAAGAGAGAACAGGCAGUUGGUAUGGUCCGUGACGGUAUGGUUGCUGCACUUUGGCCUUCCUGUGGAGUUCUCCUGCAGGCCCUGCAGAUUUUGGUGUAUCCCGGGGUGGGAGGCUCCGGCUCUGCCUGCUACCGCUGCCCUCUUGGAGCUAAAAGAUACCUACUUACAGGUAACAUUGUGAAACUAAAAGAAUUUCAGCAUAAGAAAGUGGCUGUUGCAUGUAAUCUUCCUGGCACUAAAGAAACCUAUUUUAGAAACUUGGAAGAGAAACUGACCCAGAACAAGCUCAUCUUGAAGGGGGAGUUGAUAACCUUACUUCAUUUGUGUGAGUCCCGGGACCAUGUGGAGCUGGCUAAAAAUGUCAUUUACAGGUACCAUGCAGAGAACAGAAAUAUCACUAUGGGGGAGUUUAAGUUCGGACCACUUUUCAUGAGGCUGUGUUACGAGUUGGAUCUUGAGGAAUCUGCAGUGGAGCUCAUGAAAGACCAGCAUUUGCAAGGUUUCUUCUCAGACUCCACAUCAUUCAGCAUUUUGAUGGAUAUGUUAUUUAUCAAAGGCAAAUAUAAAAGUGCUUUGGAAGUAUUGGUAGAAAUGAAAAACCAAGAUGUGAAGUUCACCAUAGAUACCUAUGUUCUUGCUUUUGCAAUUUGCUACAAACUGAAUAGCCCUGAGUCUUUUAAAAUCUGUACUACAUUAAGAGAAGAAGCCCUACUCAAAGGAGAAAUUCUCCCCAGGAGAGCAUCCUGUUUCGCUGUGGCAUUAGCUCUGAAUCAGAAUGAGGUGGCAAAAGCCAUGUCCAUUUUUUCCUCAAAUCAUGAAUCCAGAAAGCAUAACCUGCACUAAUUUAAAUAUUAUACUCCAUAUGCAGUUAAAUAUGUUGGAAAACGUGAUAGAGAUACUAAAAAAUGCUAUAGAAGGAAAUUUAUCAAAAUACGUGAAGAGACAGGUGUUCUCAGAG
This is a messenger RNA of Cebus imitator (Panamanian white-faced capuchin), 2927 nucleotides long. Its product is annotated as pentatricopeptide repeat-containing protein 2, mitochondrial-like. NCBI's taxonomy places the organism in Eukaryota, Metazoa, Chordata, Mammalia, Primates, Cebidae. The record is from RefSeq and is a predicted model, not a curated record. Gene Ontology annotation, biological process: mitochondrion organization; multicellular organism development; regulation of mRNA processing. The coding region runs from base 1991 to 2812 and encodes 273 amino acids. Gene Ontology annotation, molecular function: protein binding; RNA binding. Gene Ontology annotation, cellular component: mitochondrion. The transcript has a single exon.